AUUUCGUGGAUGGAGAAGUUUGUGCGUAGAGGAACUGAAAUAACUGCGCCUGUACCGAUGACUCCAUCGAAAACAACUGGUCUUGGAGGGUUUGAUGUUCCUUCAUCAAGAGGUAGUCCUCUAAGAUCUGACGCCAGUGCUUUAAAUGUUGGCGUUCUCCAUCUUGUUCCCACGCUAGAGGUGUUCCCUUUGCUGGCUGACCCCAAAACGUAUGAGCCUAACACGAUUGACUUAUCAGACCAAGGCGAAAGAGAGUACUGGCUCAAAGUGUUGUCUGAGCAUUUGCCAGACCUCGUUGAUACGGCUGUGGCUAGUGAAGGAGGAACUGAAGAUGCGAAAAGGCGUGGUGAUGCUUUUUCUCGUGCUUUUUCUGCUCAUUUGGCAAGAUUGAUGGAAGAGCCAGCUGCAUAUGGAAAGCUGGGGCUAGCAAAUCUCCUGGAACUUAGGGAAGAAUGCUUAAGGGAAUUCCAGUUUGUUGAUGCCUAUAGUAGCAUCAAGCAAAGGGAGAACGAGGCAUCACUUGCCGUUCUACCUGAUUUACUAGAGGAGCUUGAUUCAAUGAACGAGGAGGCGAGGUUGCUAACACUAAUAGAAGGUGUUCUUGCUGCAAACAUAUUCGACUGGGGAUCUCGAGCAUGUGUGGAUCUAUACCGCAAAGGAACCAUUAUUGAAAUAUACAGAAUGAGUCGUAACAAGAUGCAGAGACCUUGGAGGGUAGAUGAUUUUGAUGCUUUCAAAGAAAGGAUGCUUGGAUCUGGAGGAGGUAAGCAGCCUCAUCGACAUAAAAGAGCGUUACUCUUUGUUGAUAACUCAGGAGCAGAUGUCAUUCUUGGGAUGCUUCCACUUGCCAGAGAGUUUCUUCGCCGUGGGACUGAAGUUGUUCUAGUGGCAAACUCUCUUCCUGCUCUUAACGAUGUGACUGCUAUGGAACUUCCUGAUAUAGUUGCUGGAGCUGCUAAGCACUGUGACAUCCUGAGGAGAGCGGCAGAAAUGGGAGGCUUACUUGUGGAUGCGAUGGUAAAUCCAGGAGAUGGGUCAAAGAAGGAUUCAACUUCAGCACCAUUGAUGGUUGUUGAAAAUGGAUGUGGAAGUCCUUGCAUUGACCUCAGACAAGUCAGCUCCGAGCUUGCAGCUGCUGCCAAAGACGCUGAUCUUGUUAUCUUGGAAGGUAUGGGAAGAGCUCUUCACACAAACUUCAACGCUCAAUUCAAAUGCGAGUCUCUCAAGCUAGCAAUGGUUAAGAAUCAGAGAUUGGCUGACAAGCUGAUAAAGGGAAACAUAUAUGACUGUGUCUGCAGAUACGAGCCUCCCUCUCUUUCUGAAAUGUAACCAAAACUGAAAGCCGAACCAAGAACUGAAUCGUCUUGUAAUACAUUUUAAGAACAAGGUUUUGCGACGAUUGAUAAUGCAAUACAAUGCAAUAAUACAACAAACAUACGCAAUACAAAUGUUUUUUCCUUA
Messenger RNA from Raphanus sativus (radish), 1461 nucleotides. Its product is annotated as pantothenate kinase 2-like. Gene Ontology annotation, molecular function: pantothenate kinase activity; ATP binding. The transcript is spliced from 12 exons. Bases 10 to 1329 code for a protein of 439 amino acids. NCBI's taxonomy places the organism in Eukaryota, Viridiplantae, Streptophyta, Magnoliopsida, Brassicales, Brassicaceae. The record is from RefSeq and is a predicted model, not a curated record. Gene Ontology annotation, biological process: coenzyme A biosynthetic process. Gene Ontology annotation, cellular component: cytosol; nucleus.